This is a messenger RNA of Caenorhabditis elegans, 1021 nucleotides long. RefSeq names its product Serpentine receptor class gamma (gene srg-39). Gene Ontology annotation, biological process: sensory perception of chemical stimulus. Gene Ontology annotation, molecular function: transmembrane signaling receptor activity. The transcript has 4 exons. Bases 4 to 945 code for a protein of 313 amino acids. Lineage: Eukaryota; Metazoa; Nematoda; Chromadorea; Rhabditida; Rhabditidae. The record is from RefSeq and is marked reviewed. Gene Ontology annotation, cellular component: membrane.
UAAAUGUGGUUCUUCUUGAUCACUCUGUUCUACUUGAUUCCCUCUAUGAUACUGUACCUCAUCACUGUUUAUGUAAUAAUAAAACAUUGGAAAAAGUUCAAAUCAUCUUUUUUUGUCUGGUAUUUGCUUGAUUUUUUGAUGAAUACUUUAACAACAGGCAUCACAUUUUAUACACUUAAACUUUCAUCUGUGACGUGUCAGACAUGUGCAUUGUCAUCGAUAUACUUGAUGCUUGAAAAUAAUUUCACUUUAAACAUAAUGUAUUCCUUGAUGUACAACAUGUCAUAUGUACAAUAUGCUAUUACUUCCAUCAUCUCAAUUAAUCGUCUUUCGAUCAUUUGGAAUCACUUUUUAUUUGAACGACUUUGGAUCAAAUACUCAUUUAUUUUGAUAUUCGCUAUUAAUCUGCUCCCAUUUAUCAACACUAGUCAGCUUUUCUACAGUACAUGCCAAUUUGGAAAUAGAUCUGAUGAUACGUUUGUUCUUAGAUGUGACUUACCCACAAACUUAUUGUUCACCCCACUGAUCUAUUUUCAAGGAGUAUGUACUCUAUGUUCUCUUAUUUGUAACAUCAAAAGUUGCUCCAUUGUCUGGAAGGCUUCAAUUGAGAUGAAGGCAAACAUGGAAGCCAAUUUUCUAAUUCUCAUUACUGUAACUUCGGCUGUGCAAACUCUUGGAGCCUUUAUAACAUUUGUUCUGAAUGAAUAUCCGAAUUCUCCGAUGUACAGCACUUUUCACACCUAUGUCCUUCCGAUCAUCAGUGAUUUAUUCACUGUCAUGCAACCAUGGCUUCUUGUUGCUCUCUGUGAACCGAUCAGAACCCGAAUUCGGAAAAUAUUCGGAUUAGGGUCUGCAGUCGUUGACGUAGCGCCACACAAUUCCCGUGUGGGACCGACUCAACAGCAAAAUGAUGUAUCAGACUCAAGAGCCAGCAUUAGAUUUUGAUUGAUAAUCAAGUAAUAAUAAUAAUUGUUUAUUUUUUUGAAUUAUUAAUUUAUUCUAUAGAUAAAUUGAGAAAAUA